Molecule: messenger RNA, 1239 nt
Organism: Vigna unguiculata (cowpea)
Lineage: Eukaryota; Viridiplantae; Streptophyta; Magnoliopsida; Fabales; Fabaceae
Product: tetraspanin-11-like
Biological process (GO): auxin-activated signaling pathway
Cellular component (GO): membrane
Source: RefSeq, a predicted model, not a curated record
ACCAAAAAAUUAUUAGUUUCUAAUUCAUUCAUAAUGAUACACUGAUCCAAAAGUAACCGUAAACCAAAAUUUAAAAACUUGGAUAAACACGGUUUCUAAGUUCAGACACCAAUUUCCUCAAUCGUGUGUCGCGUGCAUGCCAACUCCCUCACAAACCAUAACACCGUUACCACCCUUAACUCCCUCUUCGUUUCUCCUAAUAAAACAGUUACGCUUCUUUCUCUACUCACAAUUUUCUCACGUACUUUUCCACACACAUCGUCGUCGGAAAAUGUUUCGCAUAAACAACACCUUCGUCGGAAUCCUCCACACGCUGCCGUUGUUUCUGGGCCUUGCCGCCAUGGGUGUGUCCGCCUACAUCCGCGUCCACGGCGACUGCCAGAACGUACUCAAAUACCCGCUCUUAUUCAGCGGCCUCUUCGUCUCCGUCGUCUCCGCGCUCGGCCUCGUCGGCGCGUUGUGCCGCGUCAACGCCGCCCUCUACCUCUACCUCAUCGCCACCUUCUUCGUCAUCCUCGCCUUCGCCUCCUUCACUCUCGUCGCGCUCGUCGUCGUCACCAAAGGCAACGCGCCGCACCACGCCUCCCGCGUGGGCUUCACCGUACGGGACUUCUCUCCCUGGCUGCGCCAUUACGUCUCUGACGACCACAACUGGGACGACACCAAGAGGUGCUUCGCGCAGGCGCGUAUCUGCCACGGCCUCGCCGUGGACGCUCACAAUGUCUCCCUCGUAUUCAAACACUCAACUACCACGCAGUUUGGGUGCUGCAAGCCGCCGGAGCAAUGUAGAUUCAAACUGAACGGGACGUUGUGGGAGGCGCCGAAAGCGGGCGCGGCGGCGGAGGAGUCUGAUUGCAGGUCGUGGAGCAACAGGGAAGAGAAAAUGUGUUUCGAUUGCGAUUCAUGCAAAGGGGGAGUGCUGGCCGGCGUAAGGAAGCAGUGGAGAGAUAUGAGCAUAGUGAAUGCGUGCGUGGUUCUUCUUCUGACCAUCAUCUACGUCUUCGCCUGCUACGCCAUCAGAAACAACCGAUUGGAGUAUUCCAAAUACACCGCCCAGAGAAACAUGAAAAUGAGAAUAUUGAAUUCAAAUCACCGUUGAACCCUUUUACUUCUCUCUCUCUCUCUCCAUCUUAUCCUUCUUAUUACUUUCCUUAGGAACAAACAUCAUCUUUCUUCUUUUAAUUUUAUAAGUUAUGUUCUUAAUAAUCAUAAAUAAUUAUAAUAUCUAUCUUAGUCGUC